AUGAUGGACUUGCCAAGUGGUCUUAUCAAUUCACAAGGGGCCCUCAGCCUGAAGCUCCUCUGUAUCAUCUUCCUGUCAUCUCGCCUGUCCGCGCACCGCACCGCGAUCAUGAAGCUAGCAGUGACUGGCUGCCACGGGUACGUUGGCCGGCGUGUCGUGCUCGCCGCUCUAAAGCAGGGCCAUUCCGUUGUGGGCAUCGACUCUGCACCGAUUCAGGAUGUCAAAGUGCCACUCGAGCAUCUGGAGCACCCGGCCUUCAAGUUUGUCCAGGCCGACCUGCGCAAUUACAACGAAACAUUUGAAGUCUUCCAAGGAUGCGAGGGCGUGGUCCAGCUCGCUUCAAUCCCGAACCCAAGGGACUUCAUUGCAGACACUCACAACAGCAAUGUCGUCAUCACAUGGAACGUGCUGCGCUCGGCUGCAGAACACGGCAUCAAACGCGUUGCGCAAGCCUCCUCCGUCAACGUGAUCGCCCUUGUCUAUAGCCUCGGGCCAAAGCUUGAUUAUUUGCCGCUGGACGAAGACCACCCCUGUCGGCCAGACGAGCCGUACGGCCUGUCCAAAGUCAUUUGCGAGCUCCAGGCGGACACGAUCACGCGGCGCUACCCAUUCAUGCGCGUCGCAAGCCUGCGCCUCAGCUGGUCCGUCCCUAAUCGCGUCGCAGCGUUGCGCGGGGACCCGAUGCGGCGCAAGAACGACCUGUGGGGGUACGUCCAGGAGGAUGCCGCAGCGGACGCGUUCCUCCUCGCGGUGGUGGACGAAAGCGGGCGGUGGACCGGGCACGAGCGUUUUUUCAUCGCUGCUCCGGACGCCGCGGCGGACGAACACCCGACGGUGCUAAAAGAGAAAUAUUGGGCGGAUGUUCCGAUUAAGGCGGGGAAGACGAUCGCUGUUGGGAAGGGAUUUUUUGAUUGUUCGAAGGCGGAGCAGUUGCUGGGGUGGAGACACAUGAUUCCAGGCGAAAACAGAGUUGUGUGCGCUUGCAUCAUGUCACGGUCCAAUGAACAUAAUGUAUUGACUCUUGCAUACUACUGCUCCGGACAUGGCUAUGGCCACGCUACGCGUGUAUCCGCGUUCGCAUGUCACUUGCUCUGUCUGGAUCCUCCGCCAGUUAUCCAUAUCGUCUCUUCAGCGCCAAAACAUGUAUUUUCUGCAAGUAUAGCUAAAGGAGCCUUGUAUCGUUAUGCCGAAAUAGACCCUGUUAUCGUACAACCGCUAGCCUACCGUGUAGACCGCCGAAAAAGCGUAGAUGUUUUAGAAUCCUUCCUGCAGCAGAAGGACGGUAAAUUACUCGAAGAGUCCAGGUGGCUUCUUAGUAUCGAUGCAGAUUGUGUAUUGAGCGACGCAGCCUUUCUUGGGUGCCUCGCUGCUAAUCAAGCUGGUUUACCUUCCGUAUUGGUGACCAACUUCUCUUUUGAUUCAGUCUACAGUUAUCUUUCCACAUCAUUUGUUGAGGCAACAAGUAGUCUGGUUGUGAAUACUCUGCAACCGCAAUCUCCACAAAGCCAAGAAGACUCUGAACCAGAUGUCCCAAUUCUUCUGGAUAAAUUAGCUCCUCUGGUGGAUCAACUCCACUCCGGGUAUCGUUGUGCUGAUCUCCUUCUACGCCUCCCCGGAGCUAUCCCUAUACCAUCGUUCGCGGUCCAUCCCCAUCUUCCGUCUGUGGAGUGGGUUGAUUCGGGAUCUCGCACAUUCACCUCCGAUGUGCAAGCUCACCUAAUGAAUCAUCCUUCAGAGUAUUCCCUCUAUUCGAGUUUGACCCCAGGCAAUGCGAUCUCUCGCACCGUCGUCUCUGCACCGCUCCUGGUGCGGUCUCCGGACUCCUCAAUCUAUUCGUCCGCAGGUCGCAGCCGCCUCCUCGAGUCAAUCCGUGUACCACCACGCCUGCACGAUCCGAACCACACGAAGAUUCUCAUCGUUUCGUUCGGCGGCCAAGUCUUUCACAAACCCGUCUCUCAUAGCCGCACUCCAUCCGGUGUAGUGACUCCAUCCUCCGCCUCCACCUCGACGACAGCCUUCGAGGGAGCCUUCACAAAAUCUGAUAUCCCAGCAUCUCGGCGUCCAGAAGGACACGCACAAGCUCUGAAGAAUGCCCUUCGUUCCGUCAGCUCGGAGCGCCCUCCUUGCAGCCCAAAUAGAGAGACUGGUGAUGCGCGGCCUUCUGUCGUUCGUCGGAUCAGUGGCCGUCUCCAGCCGCUAUCGCAGCUGAACAUUGCGGGCGCGCCUCCGGCCACAGUCCCUACUUCGCCGAUCCCUGUAUCUAUUCCCAUAUUCACUACAGUCACAAUACCUCCCUCUCCGGUGCUUCCCAGUAACUCUGCAACGAACGGUGAUGGCACAGACACCACGUCUUUAAAUGGUGCAAUCGAGGACGGCCUCAUGCCCCGCCUGCUACCGGACGAAUCCUGGAUCGCUAUCGUGUGCGGCGUGUCCAAAGAGUGGGGGACCGAGGACGGUGACGAGCUCCCUGAGAACUUCUUCGUUGCGCCCAAGGACGUGUACAUGCCCGACUUGACUGCCGUCGCGGACGUGCUACUGGGAAAGCUUGGAUACGGCACCGUUUCUGAGUGCGUAGACGCGUGCACGCCCUUCGUUUUCGUCCCCCGCCCGCUCUUCAUCGAGGAGCACGGCCUGCGCCUUCUCCUCGACAAGGAAGGAGUUGGUGUUGAGCUUUCACGUUCCUUGUACGAGGUGGGCGAGUGGGCGGACGCCAUCGAGGAAGCUUGGUUGCGGGGGCGCACCGCGAAGGAGCGCAAGAGGCUGGUCGGCGAGACUGGCAUGCGGAAGAAGGAAGGUGAAGACAUGGCUCGGCGACUCGUGGAUUGGGUCGAGGCUUGGAAGACGUCCAGAGGUCGUUAA
Sparassis crispa is the source of this 2859-nucleotide messenger RNA. RefSeq lists its product as hypothetical. Bases 1 to 2859 code for a protein of 952 amino acids. The record is from RefSeq and is a predicted model, not a curated record. The transcript is spliced from 11 exons. Lineage: Eukaryota; Fungi; Basidiomycota; Agaricomycetes; Polyporales; Sparassidaceae.